AUGACAAGCUUCCUCACUCUUCCGACCGAAAUCCUUGACCGGGUCAUCUUCUUCCUCGAUACACCAAACCCCUUCGAAGCCGUUGUUUUCCAAAAGCCAAAAGCUCCAGGGUCUGACCGGAGUUAUUCAUCUUCUAUUGCGGAACACUAUACGUUCGCAAACUCCAGUUGCCGCGAUCUUCCGCUCAAAACCCUCUCCUCGACAACCCGUUUCCUCCGUACCCUUACUCUCCCACAACUCUUCAAACAUUCAACCCUCCAACCUUUAGAACUCGAUGCAUUCCUCGCCUUUGCGGCCUUACACGGUCUGGGCUCUAAGGUCUCAAGCCUGACCGCCCACGUCCACACGCAUUACAACCAUCUCCAUCCAGCAUGGUGGGCCCGGCUGCUCAACGCCCUACCAUCCGCCACACAGAUCGCCAUAGUCGCGCCUCCCGAAAUCUUAGAUGCGCUCGCGGGCAUAUAUACCUGGAGCACCGAUGCCUGGGCGUUUGAUAUGCCCUUACAAAUACUCCGCCUUGGGUUAUCGUCCGAUUACGCUCAGCAGGAACUCGACUACGACAAUCUCCCUAAUCUUUUGGCUGCUAAACCCUGGUCACAGAUGACCGUCAACGAAGGCUCUAGUCUAAUGGCCUACACUACAUAUGAGUUCUUCCUACGACGUACCCCCUCGCUUCUGACGGCGCUGCAUUUCAACAAUUCCGUUGCAGGAGACGCCUUGUUCGCGAACCUCCUUAGCUUGGACUUUGUUGCCAUCUUUCCCUUCUACAAUCAUGUCGAUGAGAUCCUGAAAUGUAUCCGCAAAAUGAAACUUCUCCAGCACCUAUUUGUCAAGUUGUGUCCUGAUCCUCAUACCACGAUUUUCCGUGAUGAGAUUGAGUUAGCUGGAGGCCACAUGGACGUCAAUGACCCGUGGAACGAGUGCGAGACGUCCUGGAUGUUAAUUGCUCAUACAGUCGUGUACCUGACCAUGGAGGGUGACCUACAAGAGUUGCAGAUGGCCGAUGUUCAAAUUGAAGCAGUACGUAAGACGCUCGAAGACAGUCUGACAGCCCGGCUGCAGGAGUGGUGGGCCUACGACGGUGCGGGAUCAGGUCUCUGGCGACGGAGAACGACAUCCUAUACUGCUACGCCUGUUGGCCCCUCAGAUGCAGGUGGAGUUGCAUGACAAGAAACCAUUGUGGAAUAUCUGGUGAUUCUAGCCACUAUGUCGUGGAUCGGAAGAAGCAAAGCAAAAGUUCGGAACCGGAGAUGCUGGAACCUUCAGAUAGUGACCACUAUCGCUAAGCUCAUUGAAGACAGCUCGACAGAUAACGGAAGCUUCUAUCCUUCCCGGCUGGGGCAGAUUAUGGAAGGGACACCUGUCCGUGCCUAUGGCGUUGAUUCUACUUGACAGCAUCAUACAUAUACCCAAAGGGCCAAUCCACUCAACUCGAUCUCGCGACUACUGCGUACACCUCAUCCGUCCGAACACCCAAGCUGUUGUUUCCGGGUUCAACGACGGGUGCUUUCUCCAUUAGCUAAGUCACGAGAUUCCCCUCCAUCAUUGGAGCAGAGACUACACCUGAAAACGUGGACAAAUGGAUAGGCCAGCAGGAGCAUCAUCUUCUCCACGAGGACAAUGAUGGGAAACGUUCUGGGCCAGAGCAGAGGCAAUCAAACACCCACACCGCCAUGUCGACGCCGUGCCGAUCAUAAUCCGAACCCUUGUCCGUCUCCAAAAGAGAAGCACUAGAAGGAAGGUCCAGAUGGUCGAAUCAAUCCACAAAACGCACAUGCAUCCUACCUACGCUCGGAACCACACCGUCGGCAGAUAUAUUAGGUCCCAACCUCUCCACCGAAUACGAGCUACUACCCUCCGGCAUUGACUCCCAAGCGCUGGUCGUUCUGAACUGACCAAUUUCCUAUUCCCUCGUCAUUACAAGACAAAUAGGAGACAACAGGAGGUUAGAUCAUCUCGCAUCUAGCAUGGGAAAUAAGAUCCGGCAAUCUGGGCCAGGGCUGGACUUUGAAAUGCCAUCAUUAUCAUCAUCAUCAUCUAUGUUUACGCCCAUUAUUCCCUGGUGACGGGAUCAGUGAACACGGAAAUGUCAAGAUUUCCAUUAAUCGAUCCCGCUCGUCAUUCUCCAGGCGGCUCGCAUCUUCCCUGAUGCCGGACAUGACUGGAAUUUGGGGGUCUUUUUUUAAAGGCUGAAAAGUGGUUACGUAGGUUGGCUUGAUCCAAGCCAGAACUUUUCUAAGACAGCGGUUCAAGGCCUGUGAACAAGGCCUAUAAUGUCGGGCCAGAUGUUGAAUCCUGGUGAGCGACGUGAACAUAACACUUUUCUCAGUACUCG
Molecule: messenger RNA, 2335 nt
Organism: Exophiala xenobiotica
Lineage: Eukaryota; Fungi; Ascomycota; Eurotiomycetes; Chaetothyriales; Herpotrichiellaceae
Exons: 2
Coding region: 1-1167 (388 amino acids)
Source: RefSeq, a predicted model, not a curated record